AUGGAGAGCGGGGGCACUACUCUCGCCGCGCCCACUCUCUCCACGCCCACCAUCACCAGCGAACCCCUCGCCAAAGCCAUUGACACAAGUGCCCUGGCUGAGAGAGCCAUGGCGCCGCCUCCCACCUAUGUGACCUACCAGGCAUCAUUCGAGCCGUUCACGACCGACCAGUACAUGUUUCCCGAACAAGACUCGUGGAGCCUUACCGACCUUGAGAGAUUUCAGGUCGAUAAUCUCGUCUUCGAGGACAUCAAGAUCUCCGAGAGCAUGUACUCCCCUUCUCUGGUAACGCUUACACCUUACCCAGGCUCAACCACACCCACAUACCGAGCAGUCAACGGUGGUGGUUCUCCGAGUUCCUUCCUCGCGUCGUCUAUGUGCGUCUCCUCCGUCCGUGCUAACCAACCGCAGGAGUGGUGUUUCUGGUUUGACCGAUCCGUGACGAGUGAGGAAGUCGAUGCCCGCAUGAGCAACCUCAUGACCGCCAUGCUGUACCAGUUUCACUACCACAUUCUCGAUACCGUCAGUGGCGUGCGCUUCAGCGUCAUGGACCUGCUCCAGAGCGUGCGCGCUACCUUGUCCAUCUACUACCCCGUCCUGAUGACCCUCGGCACCCACCUCACCGCCGUUCCUUCCUUAGUCUAUAACUCUGACCCAACAGAGUACCGUGACCUUCUCUCCACCACCAUCUGCGCGCCCAAUGCGCAGGCAGGUACAGCAACCCCGAUUAGCCCAGUUCAAAGGACGCAACAGGAGGCAAUUGACCGCCUCGUACAGGAGCUCGUCAACGCGCGCGGGCCCCGCGGCGACGCGCUCGUCUGGGGCACAAAGCCAUGGAGCAUGAGCUCGCACCUGAACGUCUCCAGGCCCGGCGUUGAGGCAGCGUGUGCGCAGACGCCAGCGUCGGUGCUACGCGGUCGGCCAUGGCAUAUUCUCCGCUCCCGACUUGGGGACGCAGGGUUUCACCACCUCUUCCUCUCCACCAGUCUUUUCCUUCCUCUCGGCAAUAACUGUUACAUGCAGUUGAACGGGGCACCACUCAGCGAGAUGAAGGAGCUGGGAAAGAAGCGGCCGGCAGAAGGAGGCGAGGCUGACGCGAAACGCGUGCGUCCUAACCCCAAGAAGGCGUCACCAGCUAGUGUCACACUGUGCCGACAGCGCAUCUUCUACGGGCGCCCGCAGCUCAACUCGCGAGGCAAGAUUGCCCACGGACUCCCGCGGGAUCACAUCCUCAACAGGCUACGGCCCAAGGCGCUGCCGUCGGAUGAAGAAUGCGAGGCACUGCUGUGCGUCAUUUUCGAUUCCAAGGCGCCAGGCGGAUCAGGCGCGCGAGGAAGCCUGGCGCGGCGGGCUACCAUGGUCGGCGCGAUGCGUGAGAUUCUCGCGCGCCAAUCCCGCAUUGCGCACGGAGCGAUCCUGUCCAGGUGUCUCGAUCGCACGACAGCACUAGGUCUCGAUGGAGACAGUACUCCUCCAGAGCUGGCUCCGGUGCCACAUACACAAGUAUGCAGGUAUCUGGAUGCGGUGCUGCGCUCUGCAUUCCCUGCCAAGUUUGUCGGCGCCCAUAACUUUGGAGUCAUCCUGAAGAACAUGCGGAGGCUUGUGACGUUGAACCAGAACGAGCUCAUCACCGUCCACUCCCUCAUGCAGGGCGUGCGUGUGAACGAGCUCGAGUGGCUGUGCGUCAAGCAGCAGUCUCGAGUACCCGCAAGUGAAGCCUCGAAGCGACGUGAGCUGGCCACGCAGUUCAUACACUGGCUCUUCAACAAUUACCUUAUCCCCUUGCUCAAGUCAACAUUCUAUGCCACCGAGACGCCGACUACAGGUUACGGUACUGUUUAUUUCCACCAUGCAGCUUGGGCCAACGCGAGCGUCCCUCACCUCAACAUGCUUGUCGCAACGGUUCUGGAAGAGCUUGGGCCGACGGAGACCGAGGAAGCACUCACUGGCCAACUGGGUGCUGCGUCAGUGCGCUUCAUCCCUAAGCCGAAUGGGCGUUUCCGGCCGAUCGUCAACCUUGGCAAGCGUGUCACAAGCCUCGGCACGCGCAUUGGAACGGGUGCGAGUACACUACCGUCUGCGAACGAGGUGCUCAAGAACGUCCAGCACAUCUUGGCCUUUGAGAUGCAUCGACAGCGCGACGACCUUGGUGGUGUUCUCUUCGGGACAAACGAGAUCUUCCCUCUUCUUCAGAGCCUCAAGAAGGAGCUCAUGGACGAACGCGGGCAAUUGCCUCGGCUCUACUUUGCCAAGAUGGACAUGCAGUCGGCAUUCGACACAGUCAAGCAGGGCAAGCUGCUCGAGGUUAUGGAGUAUAUUCUCGAAAAGAACCACGAAUACGCCCUCGCCUUGCACUGCAUCCUCCUUCCACCUGCCAGCAAGGUAUCUCAGGGAAUCCCCCGCAAGCUGUUCAAGACGCGAGCCGCCGCCACACAGGCCGCUCAGUCCCAGUACGGCCACCAAGCCAAAGAGAUGGCAGAGACCAUGCGCAACGCCGUCGUUGCUGACCUGCUGCGCCCGCGUGAGGUGACUCGCACCGAGUGCAUGGAUUUGCUCCGCUCUCAUGUCGGGAACAACAUCUGGCAGUACGGCAACAAGCUGUACCGGCAGAAGGUUGGUAUUCCACAAGGCUCAUGCCUCAGCAGCCUGCUCUGCAGCUUCUUCUACUCGUGGCUCGCAGGCGACUAUCUUGGAUGGACGCGGCGCCGAGGGACACGACUGCUCCGGUACAUCGACGACUUCCUUCUUGUCACUGACGACUACUACCUUGCGCGUCGAUUUGUUACCACCAUGUCCUGCGGGUUUCCUGAAUACGGCGCACACAUUUCGCCGUCGAAAACGGUGCUGUCGUUCGAGCUAGCUCACAAUGGGCAAGCUCUGCCUGUUAUCUCGUUGAGCAAGCUUACUCCAGAUCUACCGUUCUGUGGCUUCCUGAUUGACACGAAGACCCUCGACUUCUCUAUUGACCCGGACCGCAUGCUAUCAGCACCGAUCAGGCAGUCGUUUGCCCUGCGCAAAGUGCGCGAGCCUGGCGCCUCCUUCGUAGGCUGGCUCAACCGACAGUUGCAGAACCGCAAUCAAGUCGAUACGCAUCACAACUCUCUCCAGACGGUCUAUCUGAACGUCUUUAUCAACUUCGCCCUCACGGCCAUGAAGAUCCCCCACUACUUUACCGGCAGCCUUGACGCCAGGCGCGCAGCCCUGGUAUUUGGGUGGCUGGUGAUGGCAGGCGAGUACACGUAUACAGCGGGACGGGCACGUGUACAGCACGCUGCUCGCAAGGACAGUGCCGAGCACUACGCGAUCCGCCGACAUGCGUUCAUGUUCAUGGCCCUAAGCGCAUAUCGUCUCGUCCUCGUUCGCAAGGCGUCACGCUUCCACCGUGUCGUCGACCUUCUUGUGCGCGAGCUCGAGGGGAAGUACCGCGCCGAAGCAGACCUGGAUGUGGCCGCAGUGCGGGGAUGGGCGAUUGUCAAGAACGCCAAGUUCUAA
Messenger RNA from Cutaneotrichosporon cavernicola, 3492 nucleotides. RefSeq lists its product as uncharacterized. The transcript has 25 exons. Bases 1 to 3492 code for a protein of 1163 amino acids. Gene Ontology annotation, cellular component: telomerase catalytic core complex. The record is from RefSeq and is a predicted model, not a curated record. Gene Ontology annotation, molecular function: telomeric repeat DNA binding; telomerase RNA binding. Gene Ontology annotation, biological process: telomere maintenance via telomerase. NCBI's taxonomy places the organism in Eukaryota, Fungi, Basidiomycota, Tremellomycetes, Trichosporonales, Trichosporonaceae.